Messenger RNA from Plodia interpunctella (Indianmeal moth), 1692 nucleotides. RefSeq names its product Helicase at 25E (gene Hel25E). The transcript has a single exon. NCBI's taxonomy places the organism in Eukaryota, Metazoa, Arthropoda, Insecta, Lepidoptera, Pyralidae. The record is from RefSeq and is a predicted model, not a curated record. Gene Ontology annotation, biological process: mRNA splicing, via spliceosome; mRNA export from nucleus. Gene Ontology annotation, molecular function: RNA binding; ATP binding; RNA helicase activity. Bases 186 to 1463 code for a protein of 425 amino acids.
AUUCGAUUACCGACUCGAUUGUCGAUUACGAUAGUUUUAAUUAAUUCCGUCUUUCUUUUUGCACAUCUCUAUUAUUGACGCCGAAGGAAGACGAGACGCCAUUAUUGUGAAAUUGGCUUUGAAAAUAAAAUUCACGUGCCGAAAUUAAGUACAAGGAAUAAUAAACAGUAAGAAAAAUACUUAAAAUGGCCGAUAACGACGACCUUCUCGAUUACGAAGAUGAAGAGCAAGCAGAUCAGCAGACCGCCGAUGGAUCAACAGAAGCGGCGCCAAAAAAAGAGGUUAAAGGGUCCUACGUAUCUAUCCACAGUUCCGGCUUUCGCGAUUUUCUUUUGAAACCCGAGAUCUUACGUGCUAUAGUUGAUUGCGGUUUCGAACAUCCUUCGGAAGUUCAACAUGAGUGCAUCCCGCAGGCAGUAUUGAGCAUGGAUAUUCUAUGCCAAGCAAAGUCUGGUAUGGGAAAAACCGCUGUAUUUGUUUUGGCGACAUUGCAGCAAUUGGAGCCCUCAGAAAACCAUGUAUACGUGCUAGUUAUGUGCCAUACGAGAGAGCUAGCAUUCCAAAUCAGCAAAGAGUAUGAGAGAUUCUCUAAAUACAUGUCUGGCGUUCGCGUUUCGGUGUUUUUCGGGGGUAUGCCGAUACAAAAGGACGAGGAGGUACUAAAGACUGCUUGCCCGCAUAUUGUCGUUGGUACCCCGGGCAGAAUUCUAGCAUUAGUAAACAGUAAGAAAUUAAAUUUAAAACAUCUCAAGCACUUCAUCUUGGACGAGUGUGACAAGAUGCUUGAAUCUCUAGACAUGAGGCGGGAUGUUCAGGAGAUAUUUAGGAAUACUCCCCAUGGCAAGCAAGUCAUGAUGUUCUCUGCUACCCUGAGUAAGGAGAUCCGGCCAGUAUGCAAGAAAUUUAUGCAGGACCCUAUGGAAGUGUAUGUGGACGAUGAAGCCAAGCUGACACUUCACGGGCUGCAGCAACACUAUGUCAAGCUUAAGGAAAAUGAGAAAAACAAGAAGUUGUUUGAGCUUUUGGACGUGCUUGAGUUUAACCAAGUCGUAAUUUUUGUCAAGUCUGUGCAACGCUGCAUAGCCCUUGCUCAGCUGCUGACAGACCAGAACUUCCCGGCGAUUGGCAUCCACCGCAACAUGACACAGGAUGAGCGUCUUUCACGAUACCAGCAGUUCAAGGAUUUCCAGAAGCGAAUCCUAGUUGCCACCAAUCUUUUUGGACGAGGAAUGGAUAUUGAACGGGUCAAUAUUGUCUUCAACUAUGACAUGCCCGAAGACUCUGACACAUAUCUGCAUAGAGUGGCCCGUGCUGGCCGCUUUGGUACCAAAGGUCUUGCGAUCACCAUGGUUUCUGAUGAAAAUGAUGCGAAGAUCCUGAAUGAGGUUCAAGACCGUUUUGAUGUCAAUAUAACAGAACUGCCAGAAGAAAUUGAGCUGUCCACUUAUAUUGAAGGACGAUAGAUUAAGAACUUUAAAGUAUUUCAUUCCUAUACUAAUUAAUUACAAAAUUUGUCAUAAAUUUUGACUUUUUCCAUCAAUCUGUUAAUCGAGUUUGUGAACUUUGGUUUCUUUACACUAAACUAUUUUAUCUGAUAAAUGUUUGGUUUGUAUAGUACUAAGUGUACACUAGAUUGUGUCCAAAUAUUUCUAGGUUAAAGAGUAAUUAAACUGACAUUGGUAUUGUACUAAA